Molecule: messenger RNA, 1389 nt
Organism: Penicillium lagena
Lineage: Eukaryota; Fungi; Ascomycota; Eurotiomycetes; Eurotiales; Aspergillaceae
Exons: 5
Coding region: 1-1389 (462 amino acids)
Cellular component (GO): cytosol
Molecular function (GO): pyridoxal phosphate binding; transaminase activity
Source: RefSeq, a predicted model, not a curated record
AUGAUGGGUGACUAUAAGCCAUCCAGCACAGUCUCCUCAGCACCCGCCAUGACGAGAAAGCCCACUGAGAAUGAAGCUACCGAUACCGAAAGUGCGGUCCUCUAUCGACAGCUUCGCCAAAAGCCUCUUAACAUCGUUGGAGGAAGAGGCAGCUACCUGCUCACGGAUGAUGGGCAAGAGAUCCUAGAUGCCACCUGCGGUGCUGCGGUCUCCUGUCUCGGCCACAGCGACGAGCGUGUGCACGCCGCCAUCCUAGAUCAGCUACAAAAGAUCCCCUAUUGCUACUCUUUGUACUUCACCAACAGCGCCGCAGAGAAUCUUUCCAGGUUCCUUAUUGACUCGACCGGGGGCAAGAUGUCCCGCGCUUUUAUUGUGAGCUCAGGUAGAACUCAGACCAGUACCGAAGCUGUCGAGGCAGCUCGUAUCAAUUUCAUCUCCCGCCAGUCGUCCUACCAUGGAAACACGCUGGGAUCACUUGCUAUCGGGCAUCAUGUUGCUCGCAGAGCCAUCUACGAGAACAUCCUCUCGAAGAAUAUCCAUCAUGUCUCCCAGUGCUAUCCUUACCGCAAUAUGCAGACCAACGAAACCACUGAGAGUUAUGUAACUCGACUGGCCCAGGAGCUCGAAGAUGAAUUCCAGAGAUUGGGACCAGAUACCGUAUGCGCAUUCGUGGCGGAAACUAUGCCCGGCGCUACUCUAGGCUGUGUCCCCCCAUUGCCAGGAUACCUCAAAGCAAUGAAGGGCGUCUGCGAGCGGCAUGGUGCCUUAUUUAUAUUGGACGAGGUUAUGUCUGGAAUGGGACGAACAGGAACCCUCCACGCCUGGGAGCAGGAAGGCGUCGUCCCUGAUCUCCAGACCAUUGCCAAGGGUCUCGGUGCUGGUUAUGCACCCAUUGCAGGCUUGCUGCUUAACAAGCACGUUGUGGAUACCUUGACAAAGGGUACGGGAGCAUUUGUUCAUGGGCAGACGUACCAAGGCCACCCAGUCUCAUGUGCCGCCGCGUACAAGGUGCAGAAACUUAUACAAGAAGACAAUCUUCUCGCGAAUGUACGGACCAUGGGCGAGUACCUCGGUCAGCUUCUUCACGAGCGGCUGGACAUUCAUCCCCAUGUCGGUGAUAUCCGUGGAAGGGGUCUAUUCUGGGCUCUGGAAUUUGUGCAGGAUAAGACGACAAAAGAGCCAUAUUCUCCCUCGAAGACCCUGGCGUGGACGCUUCACACUGCUGGCUUGAAGCCCGAGUAUUCAAUCUCACUCAUGCCCGGAAAUGGUGGGAUUGAUGGUAAGAAUGGCGAUCAUAUUAUUCUGGCGCCGCCGUACAAUACUACCAAGGCUGAGAUAGAGUUGAUUGUGGAUCGGACGGCUCGUGUGAUCCAGGAUGUUUUGGGUUAG